UAUGUUAUCACGUCAAAGUCCAUACUCUGAGUAAUUGUUGUCAAAAAGAAUGCAUUUUGUGGCUUGAUUGUUAUAAUUGAAAUGUGAACCGAAAAAGAGGUAAUUAAGUGCGUAACUUAACCUAUGAAACGUUGCACUUAAAAUGAUAUUUUUGUAUAUGUAGUCGACCUCCAAGCCCAACCCUUUUAAUCUAUCCAAAAAUCGUUACACGAUUUGUUAAUUACUGAAAUAGUUGGAAGAAAAACAGUGCAGUAUCAAGACAUUAUGAGAAGAUGAACCCAGAUGAAUAUGACUUUCGUCGAAAUAUCCCCAACAAAGAGCCCUCCAGCGAGGCCCUACACUUUAUUCGGGGCCUUGAAGACAGGAGUCUAAACCACCUAAAGAAGAACAUCAAGGCAAAAGUGAGCAGAGAAGUAUUUGCUGAAGAUGAACUGGUCAGAAAAAAGUGUUAUGACGAAAUGCGGUGCGAGAUGCCCGGUCAACCCAGGUCCACAUUUCUCAUGGUUUUUAGCCCUGAUGGAACCAAAGUUGCUUCCACUCAUGGCAAUCACAAUAUUUACGUUACGGAUAUCAAAAGCGGGAAAAACAUUAAAACACUGACAGGGCACCCUAGGACUCCUUGGUGCAUUGCUUUCCACCCAACUUCCAACCAAAUUGUGGCGUCGGGAUGCUUGGGAGGAGAAGUCAGGAUCUGGGAUCUGAGUGGGGGGAGCGAGGUUUGGACUGCUGGUAAUCAAUCCGUAAUUGCGUCUAUUGCUUUCCAUCCCAAUGACCGGAUUUUGGUCAUUGCGACUUACAAUGAGUUGUAUUUUUGGGAUUGGAGCAUGCCUGAGCCAUUUGUCCAAGUGGCGACAGCUAAUCCCAAAGAAAAAAUUAGAUAUGUAGCGUUUGAUAAGUUGGGUCAUAAACUGAUUACCGGGAUUGCGAAUAGUCCCCAGACAAGGUGGGAAAGAGUUAGGGCUCCUGUCCCAGUACCAAGACAAGCAGAAAGGUCUGCCAGCCCCUACAGACUUAGAAUUACCCCAAGACUGGUCAACACACCCUCACCACCUGAAAGAACCUAUUUUAAUGUAGGGUUACGUCCCGAACAACCUAGCGUUGUUGAAACCACUCGUGAGGCACUUUCUAGCGUUCCUGAACGAGAAAGACGAAUUACAGCGUCCUACAGAAACCUUCUUAGGGAAUACGAACAGUUGGUUCAACGCUAUUUAAAAGUUUACAAACCUCCAACUAUGAUUGAUCGCGGCACUGAUCCCAUGGAACCCAACGCUACUAGCGCCACUAGCAGUACCCAAGCACCCGAAUCUGAACCCAGCACUUCUGGAACGAACAACCCAUCAAACUUAACCGAAUCUCAACCCUCAACCUCUCAAAAUUACAGUUCCUCCCUUGUGAUGCCAAGCCGUAUUUUAGCAAUGAAAAAACAACCAACGGAAGCUCACAGUACUCAAACAUCAGACUCAAGGAAACACAAAUCGUCCGAAAAUACACAAGAGUCGACUCAAGAAAAACGAAGUAAAUCUAACGAUUCUGGACCGAGUUCACAUACAGAAACAGCGACCCAAACUCAGAGUCCUAGGAGGCUGCUUGUAAUAAACGAGAGGCCCCAACCAGAACCUUCGACAAGUGGAUUGCAGGACAAACCUGUCCGAAAUUCGGGGGUGCGAAUUUUGUGUCCAAAGAAACGGAAAUUGCUAAAUGUGAACGAGUCGGAAGCUGGGUGCUCGAACAGUGAGCCCCAACCGAGCACGAGUCAAGGAAGCACUUCUGGAGAUAUUCUGCAAAAUAUUCGUCCUAUCACUGAAGAAGUGAGGAAUCGGUUUUUGCCGAUUAUCAAGUCGCUUCCUGCGUGUGAUAGACCGAAAUUAAUCCGACGUUUUGAGAAUAGUAGGGCCCAUGAAAGAAUGAAGUUUAGACAAAUGUGUCCCACUUUUAUAAAAAAGCCGAAUCGGAGACCAGUCCUUGACACUUCUUCUGAUAGUAGUAGUUCGGACGACGAGCAUGGGGGCACUUUACGUUCACGAAUGCCAAUAGAUCUCACAACUAACACAACCAAUCAAAACAGAAAUACAUGUACAACCAAUCAAAACGAUCGGGAACCGGAAUGUGUUCACACUGCCAGCAGUAGUAACCCUCCCAGCAACCCUUCAACUUCAAGUUCAAACACUUCAAACAUUAGUGGUGUCAGAAGUUUUAUCAUGGAGCUAGAACAAUUACUAAUGACAAUUCUCCUGACCGAAAUUGAAAGCAAUGAAAGUCAAAACUCAGCAUCAGUUAGUAAUAAUAAUAACAGUCCUAUAAAUUUAUCAAACACUCCUCCUGCUACAAGUAAUCAGGACGAGCAAGUGGACAAUUCGAAUGUUAGGUCUUCACCGGUUUCAAUGUCGGCGACUAGAGAUCAGGAUUUGAUAAGGCCGAAUGCGGUACCUUUGGGAUUUGGUACUUUUCGAAGACUGAUACAGAGACAUGAGAAUCAGGAUCAGUCCGAAUCCAGGACUCCGACUUCGAAUUCAGACGAGCCCUCUCGGUCUAGCCCUGGGAGUAGUAAUGGGAUUUACUCAAGGACAAGUUCCCCAAUUUAUAACCGGACGUAUCCCAGGCGGAGGCUGCCGGCUCAUCGCAUUUCGGCGUUUAUGCCAACGAGGGUUAACUAUAACAGAAUUCCGAUGAGAUACAGGAGGGGUUCUUCGUUUAGAUUAGGAAGUAGAUUAUCGGUCAAUAGCACUUUCCCUAUCGACGAGCUUAUAAAUUACUCUGAACGUCCCAACGCUGAAGACAACGUCCCACAAGACAAUAUUCCCGAAAGCAGCCCUUUAGUGCCCCCAUCUGAGCCUUCUCCUUUCGUCAAUCUGGGCAACAUGUACUCAAACAUUGUCCAAGAUCUCGAAUCUAGCCUAAAUGACGUCAGAAACAUCCGUUCGAGCACACGCCCGAGCGAAACCUCCGACAUGCUAAGCAGUUUUUCCGAAAGCCUCGAAAACAUAAUGAACCAAUCAGAUACGAUUUUGCGAAAUUUAGGCGGUUCCAUGUCGAUGUUACCGAACUAUUCCGAACAGAAUGAAUCUCGACGACGAGAAACAUCUGAACCGCGAGUCAGUUUCAACGACCAGAAUUUCUACAUUCGGAGUAAUUCACCGCAAGAGGCCUCUACUAGUGGUGGCGAGAGAAAUUUAAGCGAUGUGUUAGCAGGGGGUAGAAGUGUGGUCGAAUCUGAUCACAACUAUCCUAGAAAUCCUGGAAAUAACCAAAUACCUAAUUCCGGCGAAAAUAUGUCACCUUUGAUGACGUCCCUACAUUUAACGAUAUCGUACAUACAGAGACAAGCGCGACUUUUGAGGCACCAAGUCGAGAGUAUUGAACGUAUUGAUAGGACAAUGUUCGAAGUCGAACAAUUGCAACUUAUUAGACAGUUGAUAACCGAGUUUUUGAGGUAUGUAAGGUCUUUAGCUGGAGAGAGCCGCAGCACCGGUAUGUCCAGCGUGAGACAAAUGAUGGCUGGAACUAGAAUCAGCGAUUCGAGUCCUUACGAUUCACAGUCGGAAGAACAGCCCCAACAGCCCCCUCAACCCGUUCCUAGUUCGAGCACUUCGAACGAUCAAAGUCAGCCACGACCAAGAACUUCAGGUCGAAAAACCUAUCCACCAUCGCGCCUUUUCCGCUUACAGCGCCACAAUCGACGCUCAUUAUUUGUCAAUUUUUUCCCACGAAGAUAUACGGGACGACCCGAACGCGGGGUGAAACACACCGGUCCUUGUCGUAACGCCCCCUCUAGAACACCGGCAGAAACAACAAAUCCUCUCCGACAUUUGUCUAGUCACUUAUUGAUUAAUUCCUCGAGUUUGAAUCUCAUGGCGAGGCGACUUGAACAUUUUUUAACCGAACAAACUCGACUCAUUACGAGACCACAAGAGAGCAAUACUGGGUCAAUUCGGUCGACUGCUGCGACUGAAUUGGGUGAAAGGAUUUUAUCAAUUCGGUUAUAUGACUGUGUCAUGCGGAUGAACAGGAUUAUGGGUAACGGUUUUGACAGUAGCCGGUUUAGAAACACGAGGAGCGAUUUGGUCGUUGUCACACAAGAUGGUGCUUCGAGAUUUCCUGCACGCCAUUUUCUGAGUCUGAUAGUUGACGGUAUGAGUAAACAUUUGGAGGAGUUGGCAGGAUCUAAUAUAUCUCAGAGUUUGCGAGGACAGAUACAUAGUGUUCUAGCAAUGGCGCUUUUGCUAUCAGAUCUUUUAUUAUUACAAUUGGUUGAUUCGAUUCCGCCACCUGCCGGUAUGAAUUUAGAUGUGGAGAGAGAGUCGCUCACGUCACGGAUUGAUCAAAUGUGUGGUCAAAUGCUUCAAAAUCGAUUCAGUGGCCAUUCACAUCAAUUGACGCGAAGUUUGCAACAUAUGAGAUUGAAUAUGAGACGGGCAUAUAGGGCUUUGGGGCAAACAUACAACGCAAGAAGGAAUGCAAUGUUGCCUAAUAGACCUGAUACGAAUCGUAGACAAUUACUUAAUAGAUAUUUGAGGAAUAUAAAUCUAAGACGGCAACAGAAUCCCGGUACUGAUCCCACGACAUCAUCAAGUGACACCGGCGCGAGAGAAAAUUCGAAUGUAGCUCCCGUUGCACCGGCUGAGAAUACAGGAAACGAGAAUGUAACCCGUGGUUGGAGCAGUCUACGUGAUUUAAUUAUGAGAUAUUCGGAUAACACUGGAGAGGAUGAAGAUGUUACAAGCUCGAAUUCGAAUCAGGACUCUCAGGAGCGGACUCAAAGAUUCGAAACUGUCUCAAGUAACAACAGUGAUGAUAACGACGACGAGUCAGAAUGGUACGUCAAUAAUAGCAACCGCAGUACUAAUCUCUAUCGCACAAACAAUGUCAAUUUGGUACAUAAUAAUCCCGAAGAAUCGAGUUCGAAUCCCUCGAGACCUUGGAAUGUUCCAUCAGUGCAAGUAAAUGAUGUUCCGGUUCCGAUUGCGGAACAACCUUCCCUAUUCCAACAAAGAAUUAUGACACAUCGGCAGAGAUUGGCUGAGAGAGUUUCAGAAUUGCGCACUUUUCCACAAAUGGGCGGUUUGAGGCCGAGAUUUUUGCACCCGCUUUAUGCCAGUGUGAAUCCGUUUGAUGCAGAUCUCGAUGAUCCACAAAGAGAGACUAAUAAUUACGACUGUGAUAUGAUAACGACCGUUACGCCGAAUCAUAGAAUCCAAAUGUGGGAUAUUUCGUCAGGCAAUAUACCAGUUAUUAAUAAUCCAUUGAAAAAUCUUAUUGUGAGCGAAUGUAAAAUCCACAAUGACGCCAGUGUGGAUAUUGCUAAAGACGGGACCAUUUUAGUGACCUUAUUGCCAUCUGGUGGUUAUUUAAACGUAACUAACAAAUUGGGAGUCUAUAGUUUGAGAUGGGACACUUUGGGUCAGUGUUUAUACACUACUAGCUUUGAACAAAACGCAGUUUCGGUGGCUCUGUCGCCUCUGAGUCGACAUUUGGUUGUUGGUUUGGCAUCUAGGAGAGUGUCCAUUGUCCCUAGUGAUAGAUGGACGAUGGCACGGAUUUUUAUUAUAGAACAGAAGAAUGCUCCAGGAGAUAGAUUACCUGUUUUGAGGGAGUUAGGGCAAAAUAGGGACAGUAGGGCUAAUUACAAAAGCGUUAAUUGUAUUAGGUGGCUACCGACUUCAGGUCAAGGACUCAUUUAUGCUACAAAUACAGGACAGUUGGUAAUUUUAACGUAAAUUACGCAACACUAAUCAGAGUGGGACUGUUAGAUAAUUUGCUUUUAUAUUUAUUUGAAUAAAUUAGGUUAGUUUUUGUUUGUGAGAACAUAUGAGCCUUGAAGUAUUAAACGAUGCAAGAUUUGAAUUGUUUUGUCAUUUAUAUUUUCAUUUAUUAUGCUCAACCAUCUUAAAUAUCUCACUCUGCGUAAUUAAAGAUUAUUUUUAUAAUACGUUCACGUUAUAACGCACCUACUUGUAGAUUUUGAAAGUUUUGAAAUAAUAUUUUGUUUAGCUUUAUAAAACUAAACAAUAGAUGUAUGUAAAUUCAUUGAUGAUUUUAUUAGCUACUCGUUUUUUGUGACUGCGACUACAUAAUAAUAUUUGCUCUUGUUUUUACAUACUUAUCGUGAUAUUUAUUUCUAGUGAUAUGAUUUUCUGCUAGGCAAAACUAAUUAACCUUAAUUUUAUCAAAUUUGUACAUGUAGGUAUUCAGAUACACAUUGAUUUUUAAUUGCCAUUUUUAAUUGAAUUGUAUUAUUUUUUUUAAUACGCUAUCCCUAGUAGAUUAAGAUUUGAAUUAUGAUUUUGAAGUAGGUAAUACUGUCUUAUUUGGUAUUAUUUUUUAUUCUUUCCUAUGAUGAUGUUUGCACGCAAGUGUUGUCUUUGUACAUAUUGUAAUGUUGGUGAUUAAGUACCUUUUUAAGAAAUAAAAAUAGAUAACGAAA
This is a messenger RNA of Tribolium madens (black flour beetle), 6421 nucleotides long. RefSeq lists its product as uncharacterized. The record is from RefSeq and is a predicted model, not a curated record. Gene Ontology annotation, cellular component: intracellular membrane-bounded organelle. Gene Ontology annotation, molecular function: protein binding. The transcript is spliced from 11 exons. Gene Ontology annotation, biological process: autophagy. The coding region runs from base 273 to 5714 and encodes 1813 amino acids. NCBI's taxonomy places the organism in Eukaryota, Metazoa, Arthropoda, Insecta, Coleoptera, Tenebrionidae.